Molecule: messenger RNA, 1089 nt
Organism: Lutzomyia longipalpis
Lineage: Eukaryota; Metazoa; Arthropoda; Insecta; Diptera; Psychodidae
Gene: Pbp45
Product: snRNA-activating protein complex subunit 1
Exons: 2
Coding region: 1-1023 (340 amino acids)
Biological process (GO): snRNA transcription by RNA polymerase III; snRNA transcription by RNA polymerase II
Cellular component (GO): snRNA-activating protein complex
Molecular function (GO): sequence-specific DNA binding
Source: RefSeq, a predicted model, not a curated record
AUGGAAGAAAGUGCAUUUGAAACUGACUGCAAAGCUCUCAUAGGAGCUUUUGUAGCUGCUGAUAAUACAAGUUUUCAAGCAUUCUGUUCGGAGUGGAUGAAUCACAAGUUUUAUUUUGUUUUUCAUGGAUUUUCUCGGAUUCUAGACAUUGUGGAAUUUACGGAUAUGUGUCUUCCAAUUGCAAAGCUGCUUUUUUUAAGAGCAGAGCAUUUCAAGGAGCGCCUAGGAGCUUUCUAUCUACUGUAUACUCUGUAUUUUAAACAACCAGCAAAGGAAUUCACAAAAAUUCGUAUGACACAGUCGGAUUGGCACGUGAUGAAGGUAUUCUAUGAAAGGAUAUCACAAUCAAAUGAUUAUAUUCAAGCAAAUUUAAUAUUUUGGAAAUUAAUUCAACGGAAUGCAUACAAAUACGUAGGAAAUGAUCACGAAUUUGGUCUAUCGAUCUAUAUGAGUAAAUUUGAUGGUGAAACGCAAAAUAACGAUGUGCUCAAGAAGUUGGAAGCUGGGAAUACCAAAGAGGAAAUUAUGAAUUUUGUGAAUGAGAGGAAUGGCAUUGUAUCUGCUAUUCAAUUGUUGGAAAUGGGUUACAAUGAAAUGAAGGAAGGCCUAAAAGACCCAAGAAACGAAAAACUUCUUCCUCAGUCGUCGUGCGCAAAAGACAUUUUAAGUGGUUUGCAACAAAUAAAUGAUAUCUUCAAUCCUGUAUGUAUUUCUGAUUGUGCACUUAAUGACAGUCGUAAGAAAAUGCUGAAAAAGAAAGCGGCGUAUAAAUCAAAAAAUGCCAAGGAGAGGAAUCCUAAAAAAAUUAGAACAACUAUGUGGAAGAAAGUAGUAAAAGUGAACAAUGGAAAUUUGGAGAUUACAGCUCCAUACAGAGAUGCCAAAAAGAAAUAUCGAAGUUUUGUUCAUAAACUAUUCAACCAAUCUGACGAUACUGUUGAUUGUGAUCUUGAAGCGGUUACAGAUGAUGAGCAUGAUCAAGAAGUGAGUGAAACUGAAGAAGUACUUCCAGAUAUCACGUAAAUUUUGUAUCUUUAUCAGUAUCUUCUAUAUGAUAUUUUCGGAAUAAAAUAAUUAAAUAAUAAUAAA